Molecule: messenger RNA, 879 nt
Organism: Dacryopinax primogenitus
Lineage: Eukaryota; Fungi; Basidiomycota; Dacrymycetes; Dacrymycetales; Dacrymycetaceae
Exons: 2
Coding region: 1-879 (292 amino acids)
Source: RefSeq, a predicted model, not a curated record
AUGCUCAUCCCUGUUACAGUCUACGAAAAUCCCCUUCUAACAGCGGACAGCCGUACACUCAUACUGUAUCUCUACGCACUCACGCACAAGUUGUCCUCCCUUGGUGUCCCACGGCUGCGCCUGUCAUCCUUUCUCCCCUUCUUGUCGCACGACCAUCCCAAGCCCUUCCCUCUCUUGCACGUCUGGUGUGAAGUGAUUGAAACAUGCGAAUCUGAGUCCUUUGAUGGUGCUCGCAUGGCGAUGCUUGAGCAGACACUGCAUAUCCUCUUCCUGCCCGAAUGGCACACUUCCACCGGACGGCCAAGCUCGACCAAUAGCCUGGUGCACCACCCAGGAGAUAACACCGGUCUCUCAAGCCCAUUCCAUUUCCAACUGCAUGUCAUCACUCGGCUUCAAUUUAACGAAGGUGGGAGGAUCGCUAUGCAUAGGGACUUUUGGGGUGUGUGUCGUCUUUCUGCUUUGACGCUGAGAGCUAAAGGUGCUAUGAUAGAUGUGAGAGAUCUCACCGAGGCUCUUUUCUCCUUCUCGACCCUUUUUGGAUGGUUCGCUCGCCGUCUUAUCGCGUACAAUCUUAUCGCUUUUGCCUGGAUUUUUUCCUUGGUCCCUUCGUUCCCUCGACGCGCCUCAACUUCUGUGCCUCCUCACUCUUUCUCCCACAGUGCGAUUCCCACACCCCGUGCUCGCACGCGUACUUCCACCUACACCGGCGCUGGAGGAGCCGUGAGCCCUAUCUUGCGUACGACUACGUCAUUCACUAGAGAACAAGAGGGGAUACUUUCUGCUGGUUUGGGACUCAGCUUUGGGGCUGGGGCCCGGAAUAUGCAGGUUGGGGAUGGGGCAGGGCAAGCGCCGGAUACGGAUCGGGAUUCUAUGUCCUGA